Molecule: messenger RNA, 330 nt
Organism: Penicillium concentricum
Lineage: Eukaryota; Fungi; Ascomycota; Eurotiomycetes; Eurotiales; Aspergillaceae
Product: thiamine-binding protein
Exons: 4
Coding region: 1-330 (109 amino acids)
Cellular component (GO): cytosol
Source: RefSeq, a predicted model, not a curated record
AUGGCAUCUAUCCCGACCCCUGCCCACUGCGUCGCCGAUUUCUGUCUGGUCCCUAUCGGCACCUCUUCACCCUCAGUCGCUGACCAAGUCGCUGACGUCCAGCGGCUGAUUGAAACAUGCGGCUUGAAGUAUGUCAUGCAUUCCGCAGGCACCACUGUCGAAGGAUCUUGGGACCGGGUUCAUCAGGUUAUCGGACAGGCACAUACCAUUCUUCAUCAGAAAGGCAUUGUUCGGAUCCAUACUGAUAUCCGUGUUGGGUCGAGGACUGAUAAAGUGCAGUCCUUUGAGGAUAAGGUGACCAAGGUGCAUAAGUUAUUGGGAAAAGACUAG